UCUCUACGACUUUGGCGUCGACGCGAGUGUCGCAUCCUCGCUUCCUGUCUCUCCAUCUACCUCUCCGAUCACGACUAUCCUUCAGCCAUUGACACCGCGGAGCUGAUGAUCGAACAACUCCGACCCCUGAACGAACACCAGCCUCUUUAUGCUCUACUAGGUCGCAUUUAUCUUCGGGUGCGUUGCUUUGUGUGGGGGCCUUUUGCGGGCUCGCCGAGCCUUCUCUCUUACGCUAGACGUUAG
Messenger RNA from Dibothriocephalus latus, 243 nucleotides. NCBI's taxonomy places the organism in Eukaryota, Metazoa, Platyhelminthes, Cestoda, Diphyllobothriidea, Diphyllobothriidae. The record is from the annotation of a GenBank genome assembly.